AUGUUGGAAUUGACGAAUGGUUCCUCGUCUCCCAUGCUGAGAGAAUUCUGUGGUAGUGAAGCUAAGCCCAGCGACCAGGGGAAGCAUAUGAGAAGGCAUACAGUAGAGACCCUCCAUAAAAGUAAAGAAGGAAAUGAAAAGAAAAGUAAAGAAGAUAAACAGUGUGGAAAACCUUUGAUCCAGAUUGCAAAUCUUACCAGGCACAAAAGAAUUCUUGCUAGAAUAUAUUCUGACUGCCGCGAGCGUGGAGAAGCCUCCGUGGAUUAUUCAUCAUUUAAUCAACACAUUGUUUCUCUCACUGGUUGCAAUACCUGUCAGUGUAAAGAAUGUGGAAUAGAAUGCAGUUGUUCCUCUUACCUUAGAACUCAUGCAAAAACUCUUACUGGAGAGAAACUUUAUAAACAUAAGGACUGUGGUGGGGUCUGUAGUUGUUCCUCCUCCCUCAUCACACAUAGAGGAACUCACAAGACAGAGACGCCAUGUAAAUGUCAGAGAUCUGGGGAAGUCAUUGGUGAUGCCUCAGCUAUAAUUGAACAUAAAAACACUCAAAGUGGGAAUGAAUUUGGUAGCUCCUCAUUUGUCAGUAAACAUUUAAGAAUUUACAGUAGAGAGAGGCCUAAUGAAUAUAAAGAAUGUGGGAAAGCCUUUACUUGUUCCUCAUUCCUUGCAAAACAUAAAGAAACUGUCAGUGGACAGAGGCCUUAUCAAUGUAAGGAAUAUGAGAAAGCAUUUACUGUAUCCUCAAGCCUUAUUGAACAUAGAAGAACUCGCAGUGGAGAAAAACCUUAUGAAAGUAAGGAAUGUGGGAAGUUGUUUUGUGAUACCUCACCCCUCAAUAGACAUAUAAGAACUCACAGAGGAGAGAGGCCUUAUGAGUGUAAAGAAUGUCAGAAAGCUUUUAGUCAGGUCUCAGACUUCACUAUCCAUGUAAGAACCCACAGAAAAGAGAGGACUUAUAAAUGUAAAGAAUGCCAGAAAACCUUUACUUGUUCCUCAUCCCUUCGGAAACAUAAAAAAACUCACAGUGAACAGAGGCCUUACCAAUGUAAGGAAUGUGGGAAAGUGUUUUCUUAUUCCUCAUCCUUCACUACACAUAUGAGAAGUCACAGUGGAGAGAAGCCUUAUGAAUGUAAGGAAUGCGGGAAAGCCUUUACUAUUUCCUCAAACCUCACUACACACAUAAGAACUCACAGUGGAGAGAAGCCUUAUGAAUGUAAGGNAUGCGGGAAAGCCUUUACUAUUUCCUCAAACCUCACUACACACAUAAGAACUCACAGUGGAGAGAAGCCUUAUGAAUGUAAGGAAUGCGGAAAAGCAUUUUCUUACUCCUCAUCCUUCACUAAACAUAUGAGAAGACACAGUGGAGAGAAGCCUUAUGAAUGUCAAGAGUGUGGCAAAUCGUUUUGUGAUAUCUCACCCCUCAAUAGACAUAUAAGAGCUCACAGAGGAGAGAGGCCUUAUGAGUGCAAAGAAUGUCAGAAAGCCUUUAGUCAGUCUUCAGGCCUCAUCAGCCAUAUAAGAACUCACAGAGGAGAGAGACCUUUUGAAUGUAAAGAAUGCCAGAAAACCUUCAGUUGGCCCUCAGCCCUCACUAGGCAUUUAAGAAUUCACAGUGGAGAGAGGCCUUAUUAUGAAUGUUAG
Chrysochloris asiatica (Cape golden mole) is the source of this 1641-nucleotide messenger RNA. RefSeq names its product zinc finger protein 709-like. NCBI's taxonomy places the organism in Eukaryota, Metazoa, Chordata, Mammalia, Afrosoricida, Chrysochloridae. The record is from RefSeq and is a predicted model, not a curated record. Gene Ontology annotation, biological process: regulation of transcription by RNA polymerase II. Gene Ontology annotation, molecular function: DNA-binding transcription factor activity, RNA polymerase II-specific; RNA polymerase II cis-regulatory region sequence-specific DNA binding. The transcript has 3 exons. Bases 1 to 1641 code for a protein of 546 amino acids.